CAUCAUUGAGAAGGGUGAAGAAAAUUGUGGGCACCUCAUUGAAGCUCACAAAGAGUGUUUGAGAGCCCUGGGCUUCAAGAUAUGAGAUGAGCAGGACUGUGAAUGUGAUGAUGUCUGUGGUGUGACUGUGUUCUGGAAAGCUUCAAGAUAAAUUAUUUCUGCAAGUUACUUCAAAGAGCAAAUAUAAACAAAGAAUCUAUUUAUAAAGAGUUGAUAAUGAUAGACUGUUUGUCACAUCUGUGGCUUUUCCACUGUUAGCUCUUGAUCACUGCUAUAGAAAAUAUAUUUUUUUCCUCUUAAUAAAAGUCUGAAAAUGA
Molecule: messenger RNA, 317 nt
Organism: Nestor notabilis (Kea)
Lineage: Eukaryota; Metazoa; Chordata; Aves; Psittaciformes; Psittacidae
Product: cytochrome c oxidase copper chaperone
Exons: 2
Cellular component (GO): mitochondrial intermembrane space
Molecular function (GO): copper ion binding; copper chaperone activity
Source: RefSeq, a predicted model, not a curated record